AUGCGUACCCGGCGGCAGCCUGCGUUCCGCGGCCGGAAACGCAGCGAGGCGUCGGGCCGCCUGCCGGAAAGCAAGCCUGCGACCCGCACUGUCGUAAAACGACCGUCCACACGACGCGGGUGGGGGGGGGCGGGGCGGAGCGGAACGCCGGGUCCCGAGCCGCGGGCCUCCGGUGAGGGCGGUGGGCGGGCGCCGCGAACCUGCCGCCGCCCGGGAGGGCCCCGCCGCCGGAGCCGACCCCUCCCCGCCGGCCGCGCGGGGCCGCCGGGGCUUCCAGGCCGCCGCCGCCGCCAGGGGUCAGCCUUCGCCCCGCGAGCCGGCCGCAGCAGGUGCCCGGGGCCGCGCGUGUGUUCCCCCGCCGGGCCGCACGGACUCGGCGCUCCGCACCCCGCACGCAGUCCUCACCGCUCCGGGCGGGCUCUGCAGCUUGCGGGGCGGACGCUUAGUGCUGGAGCCCGGGGGACCGGGCCAGUGUCGCGGGGGCAGGAGGCGUGCGGAGCUCUUUCUGAACUCAGCCUGUCUGACUAGGGGAAGAUCAGUAGGGGAUACUAGCCAGCUGGCUGCCCCACUGCCCUUCUUCUGACUUCAAGACAUAUUCUCCACCCUUGACUCCUGCCAGCGUCUGGCACUCAUACUCC
Messenger RNA from Lutra lutra (Eurasian river otter), 638 nucleotides. RefSeq names its product collagen alpha-1(I) chain-like. NCBI's taxonomy places the organism in Eukaryota, Metazoa, Chordata, Mammalia, Carnivora, Mustelidae. The coding region runs from base 1 to 528 and encodes 175 amino acids. The record is from RefSeq and is a predicted model, not a curated record. The transcript is spliced from 2 exons.